AUCGUCAUUCGCCGUCUACGCCUGCCACUCCGAGACCGCGGUUUGAGGAAGACGCCUGACAAGGUAGCCACAUAUUCUUACCAAGGCAUGGGAGUAUGAUUGAUGAAUGUUGGAUCAUUUGAUGGCAUGGCAGAGCGAUGGAUCCAUCGUGGAAUGUUCUAAGGCUUGGGUUGCACUGGCGUCUUGGGGAGGGAGUCUCAAGUGGGCAUACCGCCGCUGUUUGUUCUGUUUAUGCAUAGUUGAGGUGUCUAGGAGUUGGCCAUUUUGCUCUACUGAUGAUGAGUCAGCGGGUUGGCACACUAGACGGCCUGUAUGUUGUCUUCUAGUAAUGAACGAAAUAUCAUGAAUCCCUUGAUGUGGGGUACUCGACUGUAAGUACACAACAACGACCAGAACGCCCAACA
Molecule: messenger RNA, 404 nt
Organism: Parathielavia appendiculata
Lineage: Eukaryota; Fungi; Ascomycota; Sordariomycetes; Sordariales; Chaetomiaceae
Exons: 1
Coding region: 107-346 (79 amino acids)
Source: RefSeq, a predicted model, not a curated record